GUUUCAUUUAAACAAACGAAGAACAAUUUUUAAAAUCUAACAGCAUAACAUCUAUAGUAAAACUAAUGUAUUAUUUUACAUUUUUAAGGCAGAGGUUGGACUAGAAAAAUGAGAUCUCCAAUUGUUUUAGCAGUCUUUUGUCUCGCCAGAGUGGUCAAUGCCCAAACAGACAACAUCGAUAUGAUGGGCAUCAUCAACAUGUUGUACAUCAAGGCUGAUCAGAACAGCGACGGCUCCAUCGCCCCAGAGGAGCUGGCCAAUAUCUAUGAGUUUAUGGACCAGGACCAUAACGACCAGGUCAGCAAGUCAGAGUUCACGGGCGUGUGGGCGACCUUGACCGGAUACAACCAGGAGACGUGCGAGGCUUAUUUCUUUCUGGCUGACCUUGAUGGCAACGGUUACAUCGACCGUGUGGACGACAACAACAUCUACGCCAGGUUUGAUCUGAACGGGGAUGGAACUGUUCAGGCACAGGAGUUCAUGAUCAAGUACUCAGAUGUGUAUCACGAAGUCCCCUUCGUCAUCCUAUUUGAGAGAGUUGAGAAGGACAACAACAACGACCAGCACUUGACUAAAACCGAGUUCUCCCAACUGUUUAAAUCAUUUAAAACUGCAGCCGACGGGUCAGUGGCCAAGGCCGACUUCUUGAAAACAUGGACAGACAGUAAGUUCGGAUCUCAGCAGGACGCAGAAACCGUGUUCAAAUCGUUCGACGCCAACAGCGAUGACGUCAUCUCAACGACAGAAGUCGGGGACAAAUUCUCAGCUCUGGACAUCAGCGGAAACGGUUCAAUAGAAAUUCUGGAAGCGAUUGCUCUAGGCGAAAAGGCCCAAGCAUAGAGUGAGCUAACUUUGGACGGUUUUCAUGAUGAUUUAGUCGAUUUUCCGAUUGUUUUAAAUAAAUAUAUAUUGCAAAUCUGAUUUGAAGAACUA
Molecule: messenger RNA, 933 nt
Organism: Physella acuta
Lineage: Eukaryota; Metazoa; Mollusca; Gastropoda; Physidae
Molecular function (GO): calcium ion binding
Source: RefSeq, a predicted model, not a curated record